CAGGUGGGAAGCGGUUCAAGGUGAACUAGGGAGAAAACCCCGAGCAAGGACGUUUUUGGCGGGUCGUGAGGGGAGGUCGUUGGUCUUUGACAUCGAAGCAAAGAGCGCGUUUUAUGCAGCUCUCCCCCUCAGCAGAAAACUGCCUUGAAGGGAAAACGAGACUCAACUGUGUCAGUUGGGGAGAUCGAGAGACCCAACGGGUGUGGGAGGAGCCAGAGCAACCGACACCCAACACCGCGCGACCACCGGUCCGGCCGGCUGAGGGGAGAAGCGUGGCUCCUCCUCUCAUCGUCGAUGACGGAGCCAGGCACGCCUCCUCCAACCCGGCUGCUCUCGCUCUCCUCUGCGCGCGUGCGCCCUGAAGCACUCGCGGGCACGUUCCUUCCGUAGUCCGUUGGGGUAGCCUUUGGCGCUCGUAAGAGGAGGAGGAGGAGGAGGGUGGGAAAGAGAGAGGGAGGAGGAGGUGGUGAGAGGCGUGACUUGGAAGCAGCAGCUAGAGGGACAGGGCGCGCGCGCGCGCAGCGGAACGGGGAGGGGGUAGAAGGUGAGGGUGAGAGAGAGGGUGCGCGUGCGCGUUGCCGCCGCCGCUGCCACCACCACCACCCCCUCGUCCUCUACCGCUUCCGUCAUCAUGGCUCACUCCCCUGUGCAGCAGCCCGGCCUGCCGGGGAUGCAGAAUCUGAAAGCAGAUCCGGAAGAACUUUUUACAAAACUGGAGAAGAUUGGCAAAGGUUCAUUUGGUGAAGUUUUUAAGGGAAUUGACAAUCGAACUCAAAAAGUUGUUGCUAUUAAAAUUAUUGAUUUGGAAGAAGCUGAAGAUGAAAUAGAAGACAUUCAACAGGAAAUCACGGUGCUAAGUCAGUGUGACAGCCCCUAUGUUACCAAAUAUUAUGGAUCCUAUUUAAAGGAUACAAAAUUAUGGAUUAUCAUGGAAUACCUUGGUGGAGGCUCUGCUCUUGACUUGUUAGAACCUGGCUCUCUUGAUGAAAUCCAGAUUGCUACAAUAUUGAGAGAGAUUCUGAAAGGACUUGAUUACUUACAUUCUGAAAAGAAAAUACAUAGAGAUAUUAAAGCUGCUAAUGUGCUGCUUUCAGAACAAGGAGAAGUAAAACUAGCAGACUUUGGUGUAGCAGGACAACUUACUGAUACACAAAUAAAGCGGAACACUUUUGUAGGAACACCGUUUUGGAUGGCACCAGAAGUAAUAAAGCAGUCAGCCUAUGACUCAAAGGCAGAUAUUUGGUCAUUGGGCAUAACAGCCAUAGAACUUGCAAAAGGGGAGCCGCCUCAUUCAGAACUGCAUCCAAUGAAAGUUUUAUUCCUGAUCCCAAAGAACAAUCCACCAACAUUAGAAGGAAACUACAGUAAACCUCUGAAAGAGUUUGUUGAAGCUUGCUUGAACAAGGAUCCAAGCUUUAGACCCACGGCAAAAGAACUCCUGAAGCACAAAUUUAUUAUACGCAAUGCAAAGAAAACCUCUUAUUUGACGGAUCUCAUUGACAGGCAUAAAAGGUGGAAGGCUGAGCAGAACCAUGAUAACUCCAGCUCUGAAGAUUCAGAUGGAGAAACAGAUGGCCAAGCCUCAGGUGGUAGCGAUUCAGGUGACUGGAUAUUCACCAUCCGAGAGAAAGAUCCCAAGAAUCUAGAGAACGGAGCUACUCAGCUACACGAGUGGGAGAGAAACAAGGAAAAUACUAUUCAAAGGCGGCCUUUGUCUCGGUGCUUAUCUACAAUAAUAUCACCAUUAUUCACAGAGCUGAAAGAAAGGAGUGAAGCGUGUGGGGGAAACAUGGGAUCCAUAGAAGAACUGAGAGAGGCUAUUUACUUAGCUGAAGAAGCGUGUCCGGGCAUUUCAGAUACCAUGGUGACAGAGCUUGUAGAAAGACUCCAGAGGUAUUCGGUAACCGGAGGAAGUGCAUCAUCCCACUGAAGUAUUGUUUCGCCAUGUUUGUUUAACCGUGGGCACCUGUUUCGAUGCUGGUCUGCCAUGCAGUUGGUCAAUGGUGUGCUCUCCAGUAAAUGGACAUUCUUGAAGGGGCAGCAACAGGAAAUGGGUGCCUCACCCGAGGGCAUUGUGGCUCGGCUCUGUAUAGUUUUGUUUUUUUUUUAAAGAAACUAAUGCACAUAUUCGAAGGAGGUAUCUUUUUAAAUCUCUGAGAUGUAUAUUUAGGAUUGCUAUUAGGAAACUGAAGCUGUUGUGAAAUCUCAGGUAUCUUGCUUUAAGUCAUUGGUCUUCAGCUGCUGGGCGAGGAUCUUGAAGUUGGCUGCAUCCCAGCCUUUCAUGGGUGCACUAGUGUCAGCAAUGCCAUUUUCUUUGGGGGGGGGGAUGUUUAUUUUAAGGAGGGAGGGAAGCGGGGGGGGCGAAGAGAAGUUAAAAAGUGGGCUCCAUGUUACAGGUAGGUGUUAAAGAUGGGUCCCUUGUCCAAAAAGUUGAAGACAACUGCUUUAAGUCGAUAAAUCUGUGAACUGGAAACAUGAUUGGCUCUGUGUAUAGAUUUGUAUAUAGUCACUUUUUUUACUGAAUCCUAUUCAAUGUGCAUCUGGAAUCCUUCUGUACAAACGGCCAAGUUUUUCUGUAGAUAAUGCUUGUGGGGUAAAUAUUUUGGCAGAUCACAAUUGAUUACUGGCUUGCCUUUGUUACACGGACAUUUUGGAUUUUGCGACAAGAGGUUUGAUUUGACCUUGUGCUUAUAGGUCAGAAUAACUAAAACCCUGCCAUAAAAGGUGCAGAGUUUCCUCUUGUUUUGUCAUACAGUGUUCCUCUUUGUAUAAUCCGGGGUUGGUUCCCUAAUCAUGGUACGACUUUGAUUAUUUUAAUUUACAUCUUGUUUCCUUUUAAAUUGUCUAAUAUUUGUGUUCUUUGAGUGGCUUUUAUAAUCUGUUGAAAAUCGUGCCAAUUUUUAAGAUUUGAAUUCCCCUUUGGUAGGUUUAUUUAAAGUUAGCUGCAAAAUCUGACCGUCUUGUACAAUUAAACUAACAAGAAAAACGCUUUGAAAUACCUCCUAGAAAUGUUGGCCGGAUAAUGGCAGUUUUGUAAGGCACUGUUCUUCAAAAAUGAUGGGGAAGAUGGUAAAAUGUGAUGCAUAUGAGAACAUACAAUCAUAUCUCCCUCUGUAACAAUCAUAGAUUUGGCUUCAGCUUUGCAUCCAAGAUCCAUUCUUGAGGAAGAAAAUGCUUUGAUACAUUAUCAGGACUUGAAAUAGAAAUUCUUGCUGCUGCUGCUGCUGUUUCUUCUGGUUAAUUUGAAUAUCUGUAUAUUUGGUUGUUGCUUCUUUUUGUGAUUCUUUCUUUGAACUUGGCCUGUGUUAAAAUGGGCAGAAAUAAGUACAAUGCUCAGGCUGGGGAAGUCUUUUUGUUAAUGCUGUAUAAUGAUCAGAUAGUUGGGUGUUUUUUUCCCCCUUACUGAAGCAAAUUUUGGUUAUAGCCAAUAUUUUAGUAUUUUAAUCUUAAAAAAAAAUUAAAAAUGCAACAAUGGUAAAAGUCCAUCUUUGUCUGGAAAGUUAGCCCUCUGCGCCAAAAUGUUAAUGAUUAAACCUUUAAUGAGAGGUUUGUUGUGUGAUGAUGACCAUUUCUUGAUAAAGCACUGAAAUGGACUAAUAAUAAGCAGGGUGUGCUGGAAACUUCUUGCAGUGAUCCAUUACUGUAAAAAUAAAAAAAAGAAAUUAACUUUCAGUUAGCAGCUUCAGUUUAAGGUUUUAAAAUAAGAGACAGGAAACCUUUGAAGAUUUGGUUGUCAAAACAUUCCUGUUUUUCUGAUUUUGAAUUUGUUUUCUGCGCUACUUUUAUAAUUUGACAUCUCAAAUAUUACAUUCCUUUACAAAUUUCCUUUUAGGUGACUGGUUGAAGGCUUGUGAAAAGAUUAUUGUUCUGCCAGCUUGCAGUCAAUCAUAUUCAUGUUCACGCAGAAUUAUUUUAAUGAAAGUGUUUGGAUUUCCUUCCAGGUGAACAUGUGUGUAUGAGAAUGCAACUUCAGGGAUCUAUUUGGAUAUUCACAAUUAUAUUAUGAAGCAAAAGAUUUUAUUAGUUCCACAGACUAAAUAAAAUUAUGGUUCAAAGUGUAGUGUUUUAAAGUAAAAGGUCAGAUCUCUCCUGAUGAUAGCAGUAAAAUCUUUCAAUCCACAAGCAUCUCUCUUUGGGGGAAGAGAUGCAUUUUUAUGUUGGCCUUUCAUAUUAAAGUUUAUAGCCCCUCA
Messenger RNA from Heteronotia binoei (common prickly gecko), 4190 nucleotides. RefSeq names its product serine/threonine kinase 24 (gene STK24). The record is from RefSeq and is a predicted model, not a curated record. Gene Ontology annotation, biological process: protein phosphorylation. Gene Ontology annotation, molecular function: ATP binding; protein kinase activity. Bases 632 to 1930 code for a protein of 432 amino acids. NCBI's taxonomy places the organism in Eukaryota, Metazoa, Chordata, Lepidosauria, Squamata, Gekkonidae. The transcript is spliced from 11 exons.